AUGGCGCCGGCCAAAGCCACCCUACCGCAGGCCGUGGUCAAGCCGAAGCCCUUCGCGACGAAGGAGGCGCGCCUCAAGCUCUUCGGCGGCGGGUCCGCGCCGGCGUCGCCGGCCGGCGGCACCCGGCCGACGUCGCCCUUCGGGUCGCCGGACCACGAGCUGCCGAGCAACCACGGCUCCCAGGGCAAGUACGGCAAGCGCUUCGACCGCGUCGCGCGGACCUUCGACGAGGCGGGCAUCGCCGCGCGCGCGGAGCGGCGGAAGCGCGCGCAGCUCCGGUUCAAGAUGGUCUUCGACCUCGUCGGCGCGGUCCAGGCCUUCAAGCCGUCGACGGCGGCCGUCGCCAAGGAGCGCGAGGCCCUCGAGGGCUUCGCGACGGCGGGCCGCCGGUCCCUGCGGCUGCCGGACAUCCCCGAGCCCGCGCUGCGGACGCCGCGGAGCCGGCUCCGGAACUCCGUGAUCUGCGAGGUCUGCAACGAGCCGACCUGCGACGACGGCGGCCACGAGCUCGAGCCGCGCCUGCUCUGCGGCUACUGCCCCAACGUCGCCCACGCGCGCUGCGUCUCCGCCGCGGGCCUCGACUGGGGCGACGCGGAGAAGCCCGGCGCGCGCCGCUGCUGCCACAUCUGCAGCGGCAACCUGCGGGACGCCGUGGCGCUGCGGCUCAAGGCCUUCGACGACGCGCGGUCCGACUACCGCACGGGCAUGGCCAACGACAUCCUCACGCGCGCGGUCCGCGCGUGGCUCUCCGCGAAGCGGUUCCAGGAGCGGAAGCGGCGGGUCAUCAAGGCCCAGUCCGUCGUGCGGCGCUACCUCUGCCGCUCCAAGUUCCGGCUCCAGCGGGGCCUCUUCAAGCGCGCCAUCGCCGUGCGCCUCCAGGACGUCGUCGUGUCGUCGCUCGAGCCGCCGCCGGAGAACUGCAGUCUCCACGCGAUCCUGUCCGUGCUCGACCACACGCAGCGCCUCACGCUCUUCUCCUUCGACAUCGACGAGUGCCCCCUGGCGCCGAAGCGCGCGCCGGACCGCGCGACGCCCAAGGCGCGGCGGCGCGCGUCGAACGCGGGCGGCCGGCGGCAGACGACGGCGGACGCGCAGGCCGAGCUCGAGGAGGCGCGCGAGGAGCUCAAGCGGCUCCGCGCGAAGACGCCCUUCGCGACGUCGCGCGCGGCCUUCCACGUCGAGAACGUGCUGCCCGGGUCGACCUACGACGUGACGAUCGUCUACACGGUCUUCCUCAAGACGCGGUCCGGCGUCGAGGGCCGCAUGGAGAUCACGCACCUGUUGGGCCAGGGCGCGCACCACAUCCGGGGCACGCCCGAGGAUUUGCAGCGCUUCGACGGGUCCCGGGGCGCGCGCGAGUGGCUCGCGGUGGAGCUCAAGCCCCACAUGCGCUACCCGCUCCGCGACCAGAGCCGCGAGGAGAUGCGCGCGAUGGUCGCGGGCGUCUACCGGGGCUACGUCAAGGCCGAGCUCAAGGUCCAGGUCGAGGGCCUGAACAGCCUCUACAACAUGUGCACCUGGCUCGAGGCGCCCCACUUCGAAACUCUAAAAAAGUCGGAGGGCGCCGCGUCCGCCGCGAGCUCCAAGGGCGGCCGGAAGCAGCUCUGGUGGGCCAUGCUCUGCAACGGCAUGUUCCAGCUCUACACGAGCCAGGGCGACGUCCAGGCGCGCGUGUCCCUGCUCGCGCACCGGGCCGUCGUCGACUACGAGCGCCUCGCGAAGUCGCACGGCUUCGCGAUGACGCUCCCGGACCGGCGGACGUGGUCCUUCGCGCCGCUCUCGAAGCACGAGGCGGGCAACUGGAUCUUCGGCUUCGAGUACUGGCGCCUCAAGCACGCCCACGGCCACGCCGCGGCAUUGGGCCUCCUCUGCGCGCCGACGCCGAAGCACGACGGCCGCGGCCACCACGGCCACCACGCCCACGGCCACCACGGCAAGCGCAUGUCCGCCGCGGAGCACCGGCGGCGGUCCCUCGCGGGCGCCGGCCCGAGCGCGCGCUCCAUGGUCGCGGCCGGCGACGGCGACGCCGCGCCGGCCGACCAGGCGCGGCUCUCGCUCGGCGCGCUCUCCGCCGUCGCCGCGGCCAUCGUCCCCGGCGGCGGCGGCUCCCGGCGCGGGUCCACGGCGAGCCUGUCGCGGUUGUGGCGGUCCCACCAGGACGUCCAGCCGCCCGACGAGCCCGACGCCAUCGUCGUCGACCCAAGGGGCUGCCCCAUGCGCGGGCUGCGCCUCGUGCUCGCCGCUGCCGCGGCGCGCGCGCGGGUCGUCGUCCACGUGUCGAGCUACGGCCGCCGCGCGGAGAAGGUGCGCACGACGCUGUCGUCGCUGCUGGACCAGACGCACCCGCCGGACAUCGCCUACCACUCGCACGCCUGCCGCGACGCCGCCCGGAGCCAGCGCCUCGGCUGCGGCUGGCGGUCCGUGGACUCCGCGGCCUGGCGGCGGCUCUGCGGGUCCAACUGCUCCGACGACGGCCGCGGCGGCCCCUUCGCGGUCCCGUCCAAGGUCCGCGAGAUCGCCUACACGGCCGAGGACCGCGGGCCGACCAUGCGCGUCCUCGCGCUCCUCGGGCCCGCGCGCGCCGGCGAUCUCCGCGACGGCGACCUCGUCGUCGUCGCCGACGACGACAAGCUCUACGCGCCGGACGUGCUCGCGCGCCUCGGUGCCUUCGCGGGGCCGCGCCGCGCCGUCGGCUGCCGGGGCUGGACCUACCCCCGGGGCCACGCGACGCUCGACGAGCUCGCGCACUCGACCUACGGCUACGCGGCCAUGCGCUACGAGAACCGGGGCCGCCGCGUCGCGGGCAACGGCACGCGCGUCCGCGUGCUCGCCGGCUCGGACGCGUACGCGUUCCGCUGGAGCCGCUGCGUGCCGGAGACCGUCGGCCGGCUGCUGGACGCCCUCGACGCCGACGAGCGCUUCUUCGACGACCCGAUCAUCUCCUCCGCGCUCCGCGACUGCGGCGCGGAGCUGCUCGUCGUGCCCUGCGGCGAGGAGCCCAUCAACCGCGAGGACGCCGUCGGCGACUACGAGGCCGCGCCGGUCGGUCGGAGCGCGACGCUCGACCGGCGGGACGCCCUCAACAUCGGCGUCUACAAGAAGCUCUUCUUCGACCGCCGCCGCAAGGCCGCGCCGCGCUGA
Messenger RNA from Aureococcus anophagefferens, 3141 nucleotides. RefSeq lists its product as hypothetical. NCBI's taxonomy places the organism in Eukaryota, Pelagophyceae, Pelagomonadales, Pelagomonadaceae. The record is from RefSeq and is a predicted model, not a curated record. The transcript is spliced from 3 exons. Gene Ontology annotation, molecular function: protein binding. Bases 1 to 3141 code for a protein of 1046 amino acids.